Messenger RNA from Cuscuta europaea, 2121 nucleotides. The record is from the annotation of a GenBank genome assembly. Lineage: Eukaryota; Viridiplantae; Streptophyta; Magnoliopsida; Solanales; Convolvulaceae.
UUUAUGGAGAAGCUCCUCAUUAUUUGUCUACUUCAUAUUGUGUGCUGUCGCGCACCAAUCAGUUUUAAUUUAGGGGUUUCCCCUAAAAAUUACUCUCUCCCUCCCAAAAUGAUCAUUCUUUAUUUCUUUUUUGAGAUUUCCUAAAAAAAUGAUGGUCAUGUUUCCCUUUUUUGAAAGAAAAAUGUGUUCAAUAUCAUUUCACUUUAUUAAACUCAAAUCUCAACCACAACUUUUACCUUUUCAACUACUUUAUUAAAACUUGUGCUCAAAAGAAAUGAGAUCAUCAGAUUGGGACGGAGGGAGUACAAAACUAAUACUAAUUUUAAAAAAUGUGACUAGUUUUAAAUAUUGACAAAAAUGUGAUUAACGAAGUCAUAUUUUUUGAUCUCAUAUUGUCACUACAAGUUUUUUAUGUCACUGUGAAUUUUUCAUGUAACUGAGAAUGUGUCACUUUCAAAUUUUUAUGUCACUUCAGGAUGUCACUGCUCGUGGAAAAUGUCAUUGUGGUUGACGGAAAAUUUUCCUGGAAUGUUUUCGGACACCCACCACCCCCAACUUGUCACUGCUGGUGCACCAUUGCCUUUGAUCUACAUUUAACUCUACGCACAACCUCCCUAGCCCCUAACCCACUCCCUGCCGGUAGCCCUAAGCACUAGAUAUCCAGUCCCACUCCCCUGCUAUACCCAUGUCCUUCUCUCACACACCUCUCUGACAUUGUGGACAACGAAUCCAACAUCAACGGUCCCAAAUCAGAACUGUGGUCCAGGUUUGGCGGAUAUGGCACCGACGACACCAAAUAGGAGUCAUCGUCCAUGGAGGACAGUGGAUCUGGCACCAGCGGCCUUAAAUCUGAAUCGUCGUCCAUCGAUGAUGGUGGAUUCAGUCACAGUGGACCUCCAUCGAGGACCACUGGUCCAGCAGAGGCACGGUUGCUGUGACAAAGAAGAAAUAGAAGAGGAAAAAGAGUUGUGACGGCGGCAGGAGUGCAGCAAAGGCGGAGAAUAUGUCUGGUCUGCGUCGUCUCCUCUAAUCCAUUGCUAUGUACAGUUGCUAGGGGAAGAAGACAGCGAUGAGGCGAUGGUUCGAUGGAAACAAAAGUGGUUAAAACUUCACGCUAAGUUGACGACGAAGGAUAGAAAGAGUUCGGUCAUAUUUUUGUCUAAGUUUUAAAAUAAAGUAAUAAGUAAUUACCCUAAAAGGGAGUAACACAUCGAUAAAAUUCCAAAUAAGAGGUGAUGUUGAUUAAUUCCCUAAAUAGAAGCUAUCCGUUAUAAGAGGUGAUGUUGAUUAAUUUUACCCCCUUUUAUAAAAUAAUUUACAUUAUCUGCCAACUUACUUUUUCUUUGCCAUAUUUUUGUGCAACCCCACCUCUUUCACUUUAUCUCCCUCUUCUUUUGCCUCAUUCAUUUUCAGAUCUGAUUUCUCUCACUUCUCCAUCUCCGAUGCGUCAGACUACAAAGACCCCAAGAGUGGAUCUUUUCCUCCAAUUUCGGCCACCGGCAGACGACGACGGCGGCGGCGAUCCUCACAGAUCUGAGAUGAUGGAGUCAAAAGAGGCUAUGGGAUGGAGAUGGCGGUGGCGGAAAUAGAGAUGGCCGGUGGUGACCCUGGAAAGAGGCAGCGGCAGAGACGGUGGUGGCAGCGGCGUCCGGCGACUGCGGAGACUGGCGGCGUCCGGCGACUGCGGAGACCGGCGGCGUCCGGUGACAGUGGAGACCGGCGGCGUCCGGAGAUAGCGGAGACCGGCGGCAUCUGGCAAUAGUGGAGACUGAUGGUGUCCAGCGACGACAGAGAUUGGCAGAGUCCGACGGCAGUUAGGAGCGGCUGGUACUGUCCUGGCAGGAAGGAAAAAUAUGUUGUUGACUUGUUGUGUAAUACUCCGUACAUUAAUUAGUUUGUUAUUCUAUUUUAUAUUUUUACUAAAUAAGUUGGAGCAAUCAUUAAAGGCAUUUUUGUCUCUUACUAUUAAUUUCCUUAUGACAAACUACACUUGAGAUACGAGUUCUACUUUUGUAUAUUCAUUAUGUUUUACUCCUAAACAAGGAAUUCUCUCUUUAAGAUAAUCAUGUACUAUGUAUAUGUCCACUUAAACAUUACAGGUAAUAUUUUUGUCAUUUAUUU